Molecule: messenger RNA, 3056 nt
Organism: Dermatophagoides farinae (American house dust mite)
Lineage: Eukaryota; Metazoa; Arthropoda; Arachnida; Sarcoptiformes; Pyroglyphidae
Source: RefSeq, a predicted model, not a curated record
CAUCAUCAUCAUCAUCAUCGAUUUAAAUCUAUUUUUUAAAAAAUUAAAAUGUGAUAAAUCCUCUGUGUCUGUGUUUGAGUGUUUUGCAGUAAAAUUCCAUUCCGUUUCAUUACAUUUAUAGAAAUAUUGAAAUAGCCAAUCUAAGUAAUUGUAACAAAAUGAAAAAAAAUCUCAUAAUGCAAACAAACAUCUAUAGCAGCAGCAGCAACAACAACAACAACCGAAUUAUCAUGUCAUUUUAUCAACAUUUGACUAUAAUCAUUUUAUUUUCAUAUCUUGUAAUAUUCAAUGGUCUCAUAAUAUUUGUUGAUUGUCAACAACAACAACAACAACAGCAGUAUAGUUUAAAAAUCUAUCCAAAUGUAGCAUCAUUAUCGAAACCAUCGAAUCAAAAAUUUGUCAUUACAUGUAAAGGACAAGGUGGUGAUUCAAAUUUAUUUUCCGAUCUGUAUUGGUUUACACCACAAGAUGAAGAGAUUAAUCCAAUAUUCUUAGAACGACAUCCUGAAUUCAAAACAAUCAAUCGUGAUGGAAAUCUAUUUCUUAGUUUUGAUAAUCCUAAACCUGAACUUAGUGGCACAUAUAAAUGUCGUGGAUUAUUACAGAAUUCUGAAUCAUUGGAAAGUCAAAUUAAUGUCAAUAUAUAUGAGGAUGUAACAUGGGACCAUUGUCCUGAAACACAAUAUCUAAUCAAAGGAAAUGUUGGUGAACGAAUCAAUUGUCGUGCUAGUGCCAAUCCAAAACCAAAUGUCAUAUGGACAAAAGAAGGUCGACAAUUGGAUAGUAAUCCAAGAUAUUUAAUCAAUUCCAGUGGUAUUAUCAUCAAAGAUUCAAUCACUGAUGAUGAUGGUGGUGUGUUUCAAGUAAGCGCAUUAGUAACCGAAACGGGAUCAACACAGGAGAAACGAAUUACCGUACAAAUCUAUUCCCGACCAAUGGUCGAAAAAAUUUCCGAACCACGUUUUGGUAUUGAAAAUGAACAAAUUGAACUAUCCUGUGAAGCGUCCGGUGUUCCACAACCAUUAUACACCUGGUUGGAUAAUAAUCGAAGAAAUCUAAGCUCAGUUGGUGGUUAUGCUGUUGAUAGAAAUACCGGUACGAUUGUUAUUAGUCGGUUGAAAAAACAUGAAGAUGAAGGAAAUUUUACCUGUAUUGCUGAAAAUUCGGCGGGAAAAAGUGAAAAAUCAACCAAUUUACGUGUUUAUCAACGGCCAGAGAUACGAAGUUUUCGUAAUGAAAGCUAUGAUCAAUAUCAACGUUCAUAUCUUGAAUGUCGUGUGAUUGGAAUACCAAUACCGAUGAUAACCAUACGUAAAAAUGGUCUAACACGGCCAUUUAUUCAUGGUGAUCCGGGCAUCAUAUUGGAAGAACGUAUGGAUAAACAUGAAAAAGUAUUAACGUUGACCUAUUUGAAUACGACCAGAGACGAUGAUGGCCUCUACUAUUGCCGUGCUGAAAAUGAUGCCGGAUUUGCUGAAUUGGUUGGACAUUUGGAAGUGAAAUUCAGUCCGAACAUGUCAUUGACUCCAAUGACCAAUGUUAAAACCUGGGAUAAUCGACCAGUCAAUAUGACUUGUAUUGCCGAUGCAAUUCCAAAUGCAACGAUAAAAUGGUAUAAAAAUGGCUAUGAAAUUUUUGACAAUGAUGUAUAUCGUGCACAAUUAUCUGGUGGUGGUAUCAGUAAAUUGUACAUUACACCUACGAAAUCCAUCUACGAUGAACAGGUGUUUGGCAUAUAUCGUUGUGAAGCAACAAAUUCAUUGGGAAAAAAUUACAUCAAUAUACAAUUGGAUCGUGCAACUGUUCCGGGUUUAGUUAAUGAUAUAAAAAUUGUCGAUAUAGCACCAACACAGAUUAGAUUUAGAAUCUAUAAUGAUCUCUUUGAUGGUGGAAUGCCAAUCAAAAAAUUACAUGUCGAAUAUUAUGAAAAAUAUGAUCAAAUUGAUCAUCAAACCAAAGAGCUUCCAUUCUCAAAAUUGGAAAAUGAUUACAUUAUUGAUAAGCUAAAACCAUUCACAAUUUAUGCAUUCCGUUUUUUGGCCGAAAAUGAAGUUGGAAAAGGACAAUUCGGACAGGAGAGGCAAAUACAGACAAAAGCCGAGACUAAACCGGAUAAACCCGAAUUUCAUAAUCUUCCAUUCGAUACGAUAAAUCGUGAUGAAAUUCUGUCGCCUUAUCCGCACAAAUUUACGGUCAUGUGGAAUAUGCCGCCCGAUAAUGGUCGACCUAUCGAAUAUUUUGAGAUUAGACAUUAUCCUAUUCUUCGUACUGAAUUUGGUUUUACACCAUUACAUGAACCAAUUAUCAGUAAAAUAUCUGUUUAUCAUGAUGAAAUGACAUCAAAAACAUUGACCAAAUUAAAAUCCGAUUCAUAUUAUCGUGUCGAAUUACGUGCAUACAAUGCAUUAGGCUAUUCUGAACCGGCCAAUAUUAUAUUCAAAACACCAUCAUCAGAUUUUCCUGAUCAGGAUUAUUCUAUGGAUGAAUUAAAUGAAGGAAGACUUUCAUUUCCGAUCGGCAUGAUUGCCGCUUUUAUCAUGAUAUUUGUCAUAUUGAUUCUCAUCAUUAUGGAUCUAGUUUUCUAUUGUCGAUACAAAGUUGGCGUAAUCUAUUUUUUACGUACACAUGUAUGUAAUAUUAAAACUGAUGAUCAAAAUAAAUUGAAUAAUAUGAUGGUGGCCAAUAUGGAUGACAAUCCAAAAUAUCAAUCCAGAAAUAUAGUCAGCGCAAAUAAUCGACCAACUGUGAUUGAUACAACGAAUGGUCGACCGAUAGAAGUUGAUAAUCCAGCAUUCGAUAGUAAUAGUAGUAAUAAUUAUGCAACAAAAUCACCAAAUGGUGAAAGUACAUCUUUGCUAACCAAUAAUAAUGUUAAUAAUAAUAAUAAUAAUGAUCGUGAACGUGAAAGAUUUGAUCAUCAUCAUCAUCAUCUCAUCAACAACAACAGACGAGAAGGGACCAGGAUAGCGUGGUUUAAUUACGAAAAAGAAAAUCAUCGACCUUAAAAUGAAAUAAUAAUUAUCUGCCAAUGCCAAUUUUUUUUCAAUUCAUAUUUU